Molecule: messenger RNA, 1357 nt
Organism: Drosophila obscura
Lineage: Eukaryota; Metazoa; Arthropoda; Insecta; Diptera; Drosophilidae
Gene: Fam92
Product: protein FAM92A
Exons: 5
Coding region: 51-1220 (389 amino acids)
Biological process (GO): cilium assembly
Cellular component (GO): ciliary basal body; ciliary transition zone
Source: RefSeq, a predicted model, not a curated record
AAAUAAAUAAUAAAAUUCAAAUUAACAAAGAAUCAGAAUCAGAUAUCAGCAUGUUUCGCCGUGGCAAAUUGUCGUUUCUGAACACCAAGGACGACCGCAUUAAGAUUAUAAAUGAGCGAAUAACGCAGACCGAACGCCAUCUAAUGGAAAUGUGUUCGGCAUUCGCUUUGGUGACAAGAAAAAUGGCCAAAUACCGCGACGCGUUCGAUGAGCUGGCAAAGGGCGUCAAGGGCUAUGCGGAUGACGAGGAAAUCAACGAAAGUCUUUCCGCUGGCCUAAAGAGCUUCACCAAUGCCGUCACCAUAAUGGGCGACUACAUGGACAUCAAUGUGCAUCGGCUGGAGCAUAAGAUUGUCAAUGAAAUGUCGCAGUUUGAUCAGCUGUGCAAGUCCACGCGCGAUAAUCUACGACUGGCGGUGAUUGCACGGGACAAGGAGGUGCUGCGCCAGCGCCAGAUGCUGGAGAUCAAGUCCAAGUUUGCGGCCAACAAUAGUGCCGCCGACUCGGAGCUGUUCAAGGCCAAGAUGGAGGUGUCGCGUACGAACAAAGAGAUUGACGAUAUAAUCGGCAACUUUGAGCAGCGCAAGCUGCGCGACGUCAAGCAGCUGCUGUGCGACUUUAUCCUGAUCAACAUGAAGCAGCACACCAAGGCCCUGGAAGUGCUCAGCGCCAGCUACUUUGACAUUAGCAGCAUCGAUGAGCGCGACGACUUUCUCGAGUUUCAGAAGCUAAUGAAAACCAAAGAGGAGCCGGCGCCGCGCAAGGGCACACUGAAGAAGGGACUGCGCUCGCAGUCCAUGGACAGCCUGGAUCACGAGCAGCUGGUCAGUCCACUGAAGCGGCAUCAGAAGCUGUCCCGCAGCAGCAAGAAUCUGGCUGGUGCGGGCAUAGCCCAUGCCAGCAAGCAGCAGGAGCAGGAAGAGACUGAUGAGCAGGAUGACGAGGAGCAGGACGAUGAGGAUGACGAUGAAGAGGAGACUGAACAGAGUGGCGAGGAGGAUGAGGACGAAGAGUCGGGCACAGCCUCGGACGACGAACGCGAGCCCGCCCAAGACACACCGCCCACGCCAAGGGAGAAUGUGUUUGGUGUCAAGUCCAGAUCCGCAAGCAGCAAAGAGGCACCCCUAAAACCCAUCAGACAGAGCGUUAAACAUCCCUUCAAGGCGGUGGCCGCGACGCAUGUAAGACUGCAGAAGCAAUUCCAAGUGCCACAGCACUAGCACCACCCACCCGCCCACCAAUCACCAUCGACAAUCACCACUUAGAUCUAGAACAAGUCAUUUGCAUACGCUAGUCAUUGGUCACGGCCCAUUUAUCUGCAUUAUUUACUCGAAAUAAACAAAUAAACAGCUGAAAA